GGAGGACGUGUGUUAAAUUUUAAAACCAAGAUAUGAAAAUUGCUUUGAAAGCUCACCGCCUUUUCCCUGUCUGCAUUCUUCCCACUCAGCCCCUCCCACUGCCAUUUCUUCUUCCUACUGCUCCCAGAAGCAUCAAAAUUAAAAGCUCAAACCCUCCUAAAACCCCGUCAGCGUCCAUUUGCUUCAGAGCCAUGGCGUCGUCUCCUCCUCUUGUUGCGGUGAAGGACAAGAUUGAUCUGACGGACACGGAGAAGCGGAUAUUCGAUCGACUUGUCGGAACGCUCUCCCAUUUCAAUCUCCAAACUCAGCUCCGUGUUGCCGGCGGAUGGGUCCGUGACAAGCUUCUAGGCAAAGAAUGUUAUGAUAUUGAUAUUGCUAUUGACAACAUGUUGGGCAGAGAGUUUUGUGAGAAGGUUGCCGACUACCUGUCAUGUAUAGGGGAAGAAAAGAGGGGAGCUGGUGUUGUCCCGCGCAAUCCUGAGCAGUCCAAACAUUUGGAGACAGCAACAAUGCGCAUUUGUGAUGUAUGCAUUGAUUUUGUGAAUUUAAGGUCUGAAGAUUACAGUGAGAAUAGUCGCAUUCCCUCAAUGAGGUUUGGCACUGCAGAAGAGGAUGCAUAUCGAAGGGAUUUGACCAUUAACAGCAUGUUUUACAACAUAAACACUGGUUCAGUUGAAGACUUGACUGGACGUGGCAUUGCAGACUUGAAGGCUGGAAAAAUUGUGACACCUUUACCUCCAAAAGAUACAUUUUUGGAUGAUCCCCUAAGAGUUCUUCGUGCUAUCCGAUUUGGUGCAAGAUUUGAAUUCGUACUAGAUGAAGAUUUAAAGGAAGCGGCUGCAAGUGAUGAGGUGAUAGCUGCUCUUGCUCAGAAGAUUAGCAGAGAGCGUAUAGGUCAUGAAAUUGAUCUCAUGAUCUCUGGUAACCAGCCAGUUAAAGCAAUGACUUACAUUUGUGAUUUGAAGUUAUUUUGGGCUGUCUUCAACCUUCCGCCUGAUUUUGAGCCUUCAGCAUCCGAAGGAUGUGAUAGGAUUUGUCUUGCUUACAUGGAUGCUUUGUGGAACCUUAUUCAACUGAUCGGAUGCUCCACCUUCAAUGACGAACAAAGGAGGCUUGCGUUAUAUGCGGCAGUGUUUCUCCCAUUUAGAGAGACUGUGUACAAAGAUAACAAAGCCAAAAGGAUUCCCAUUGUUAACUACAUCUUUCGGAGCUCUCUCAAGCUAAAAUCCAGCUAUGCUGAAACAGUUAUAGCCAUACAUCAUGCAUCAGAGAAAUUCAUAUCCUUGAUUCCUUGUGUUGAAUCUAAUGAGGGCAUCAAAGGUGCUGAUGUUUUUUGGGGAAGAGAAAUUUUUGAUGUUCCUGAUGCUUCUAAAUUGCGAAUUCUGGCAGGCUUGCUUCUCCAUGAAAUUAAAGGAUUUUGGCGAGUUGCCUUGCUGGUGUCUACAUUGUUAUACCCCAUUGGUACUGAUAGCAGCAAAGAUUUUUCAGAUAGCCACUUUCAAUUGGACAGGAGAAGAGAAAUAUUUAUGAAUCUUGAAAAUGCCAUUAUUAAAUUAGGUCUUGAAAAGGUCUGGGAAGUAAAACCACUUGUCAAUGGGAAGGAUAUCAUGAGUAUUUUGCAGCUUAAAACUGGAGGACCCCUUGUUAGGGAAUGGCAAAAAAAACUGCUGAACUGGCAACUUGCCCAUCCAUCUGGCACCGCAGAGGAAUGUCUCAAUUGGAUGAGAGAGACAUAUUCAAAGCGUGCAAAGCUGGAGUAGCUGUUGUACUGCCUGGUAAAUUAAAUUGCUGUCAACGUAUUUUGAUGAUGGUGACCUCACUUAAGGUAAUCACUGCCUUUUCUGAAUUUUGUUCAUGGUUUUGUCUUUGAGCUGGAGUAUGAGUAGCUUAAUCAGAAAUUCAUCAAGCUUCAUGAUGUCAAUUUUUUUAUCAAUGGGAAGCUUAAAGAAGUUUUUGGAUAGCUGAACAAGUAAAAAUUAAUUAAUUCAACAGCAACUCUCAACUACUCCCUGUCAAUUUUUUUUUUAAUCAAUAAAAGGAUGUUUUCUAGGUUGGAAUACAAAUUUUUGUAAUGGGAAAUUAAAGAGGCAUUUUCGUAUAUAUUUAGAAAAUUGGAUAGGAAAAUUAGAAAUUAUUUACCAUUAGCAAACAGACCAUUGUGGUUUCUGAGUACUGGAGUAAAAUUUUGCUUUCACUGCAGGUUAUUGCUUUGAAAUACUUCCUCUCUUUCAAUAAAAAAAUUGCAUCCCUAGGUAUUGUUAAGCUUAGACAAAAAGCUUGUAUUUACUUGUUCUUAUUUUUGGGAUCAUCCAUUGCUUUUUUUUUUUUUUUUCUUUUUUCUAAAAACUCUGCUUGCAGCUUCUAGGCAAGCAAUGUUAUGAUACUGAUAUUCCAAUAUACAAUAUUUUGGCAGUGUGUUUUGUGAGACAGUUGUUGAGUACAUAUCUUGUAUGGGAGGAAUGAGAGGAGCUGGUGUUAUCCCAUGGUACAUCUCUUUUGUGUCGACAUUUUGACUCAUAAUACAGAAACUUUCACUUUAUUUUUGCUAAAA
Messenger RNA from Malania oleifera, 2551 nucleotides. RefSeq names its product tRNA nucleotidyltransferase cca2. NCBI's taxonomy places the organism in Eukaryota, Viridiplantae, Streptophyta, Magnoliopsida, Santalales, Ximeniaceae. The transcript has 15 exons. Gene Ontology annotation, molecular function: ATP:3'-cytidine-cytidine-tRNA adenylyltransferase activity; RNA binding. The record is from RefSeq and is a predicted model, not a curated record. Gene Ontology annotation, biological process: tRNA 3'-terminal CCA addition. The coding region runs from base 33 to 1760 and encodes 575 amino acids.